Molecule: messenger RNA, 459 nt
Organism: Rattus rattus (black rat)
Lineage: Eukaryota; Metazoa; Chordata; Mammalia; Rodentia; Muridae
Gene: Defb116
Product: defensin beta 116
Exons: 2
Coding region: 84-320 (78 amino acids)
Biological process (GO): innate immune response
Cellular component (GO): extracellular region
Source: RefSeq, a predicted model, not a curated record
UCCAAAUCCGACAGAGGCAGGGCCCUGCUCUGCUGCUGUGAUUUCUUUCCAGUCACCUGUGACACAGCCCUCUGCUCUCGGGCAUGCCAGUCACAAAGCCAUACUUCGUGACUGUGGCCGUCCUGCUGAUCCUGGUUGACGAGACCACAGGUGGCCUGUUCGGACUCCGCAGUGGCAAGAGGCAAGAGCCAUGGGUUUCGUGUGAGCUUUACCAGGGCAGCUGCAGAAAUGCCUGCCAGAAAUAUGAGAUCCAGUACCUGACCUGCCCCAAGAAGAGGAAAUGCUGCCUCAAAUUUCCUAUGAAAAUUACUCAUGUCUAACUCUGAGAGGGGCCUGGCUUGCCCACCACGAAUGUUUCAAGCUACUCUCAGGUUUGAAUGUCGCCAGCAUCAUCCCUUCUUGAAGUAAUUUCCCCCACAUUCUGGAAUGUUCUCCUCAUAAAAACGCACUCCUUUCUUG